Messenger RNA from Boleophthalmus pectinirostris (great blue-spotted mudskipper), 7705 nucleotides. RefSeq names its product DOP1 leucine zipper like protein B (gene dop1b). The coding region runs from base 241 to 7149 and encodes 2302 amino acids. Gene Ontology annotation, biological process: Golgi to endosome transport. Lineage: Eukaryota; Metazoa; Chordata; Actinopteri; Gobiiformes; Gobiidae. Gene Ontology annotation, cellular component: trans-Golgi network; endosome. The record is from RefSeq and is a predicted model, not a curated record. The transcript is spliced from 38 exons.
AGCACGGUAUCAGCUGAGCCUCCCGCCCCGUCAUGAACCUGUGCACACUGUUGUUGUGACGAUUACGCGUGUUUUUUUAAAGAACAUUGGUCCGGACUUUUGGAUUAAACUCUGUAAAAUGUAAUCAAAACAUUUUCGCCGGCGUUAUUUUUCCACUUCCAUCAAUUUGGCGAGAUAGAUGCGCCUCCUGUGCUGUGCUGAUGUUUUCAGUCGGAUAUGGUGGCAUCAUACUAAUUCAAUAUGGAUCCUGAGGAAGUAGAGCUGAUGAAUGAUUACCGCUACAGGAACUAUGCUACAGUCAUUGAAAAGGCACUACGAAACUUUGAGUCGUCCACAGAAUGGGCAGAUCUUAUCUCCUCCUUGGGCAAACUUAACAAGGCCUUGCAAAGUAAUCUACGUUACUCCCUCCUGCCAAGGAGGCUAAUCAUUGGUAAGCGUUUAGCACAAUGUCUGCACCCAGCUCUACCCAGUGGGGUCCAUCUAAAGGCCCUGGAAACCUAUGAGAUAAUUUUUAAAAUUAUUGGAACCAAAUGGCUUGCAAAAGAUUUGUUCAUUUACAGCUCCGGCUUGUUUCCUCUGCUGAGCCAUGCAGCCAUGGCAGUGAAACCUGUCCUCCUGGCUCUGUAUGAGCGUUACUAUUUACCACUACAAAGGGCUUUGCUUCCCAGCCUUCAAGCUUUCAUAACUGGGCUACUUCCUGGUCUUGAAGAGGGUCUGGAGGUGUAUGACAGAACUGAUGCAUUGCUACUGAAGUUGUCACUGCUGGUGGGACAGCAGGUUUUCUAUGGUGCCCUUUGGGGCUGUGUUUUGGUUAGUCCAAUGGUUAGACUUCCAGCCUCAGUGUUCAUCGUUACCCACUUCGACCGCAUGGUGUGUCUGAGUCAGCAGACGUACAUGCUGGGUUAUGAUCACCAUAUUGUGGUCAAGUCAUUGGCUCUGUCUUUACAAGAUUCAAAUGUCCUAGUUCAGAGAAACAUGCUAGAGGCCCUGCUCUACUUUUUCCCCUUUGCCACAUGUUUGAGUCCGGCUGAGGCCAGUAUUGCCAUGAGCACGGAGGACUUGAUAUCGCUGGUCUCUGCUGCACUGAUCACACUUCUGCGCAGAGACAUGUCCCUCAACAGACGCCUUUAUGCAUGGCUUUUAGGCACAGACAUUAAAGGUGGCAUGGUCGCCCCUCACCCUGUCCUCUCUACAACAAUUGAGGAGCAUACAACAUUUUACUUCAGUACUUACUCUAAAAGUUUCGUAGUACAGGCUUUGAUUAAUAUAAUCAAGCAAAAGGACAUGGAGUCUGACCCAGAGAAGCUUGUUGGGUACCUGAGGCCGUUUCGCAUUCUCAUGAGCCUGCUGGAUAAACCAGAAAUAGGCCCUAUGGUUUUGAGUAAUGUUUUGCUUGAGCUGGUUCGAGCCUUCUACAGUUACUGUCGAGAAAUGCUCGGCGAAGAAGCCAUUAACAGCUCGGGUCUUUCAGGAAACCAGUUAGCAAGCAAGAUAAAAGAAAACAAAAAUGCUUCUGAGAUUAUUAAGACAAUGAAUAUGCUCAUGAGUACUAUGAACAGUGAGUACUUGUGGGAAUAUAUGACACGACGCUUCUGUACUGCUCUGAGUUCCAAACAUGACCCUCCAAAACCCCCUCAAUCAGACUGCAGUCACCCAGCUCCUUCUGUCACAGAGAUGUGUCAACUCAUCAUUUUUCUACUUGAUAUUAUUCCUUUGGAGCUGCAUGCAGACAUCCAGUCUCAGUUCCUGCCUGAAAUGCUGGGCACAAUGUUGAGAGCACUGCAGAGCAACAUCUGUUCUGUGAGUCUGGAGGACAUAACCCAGAGCCUGCGGGCCUGCUUCAAGGUUCUCAGUAAAAUCCAAAUGCCAGUGUCUUACAUGGACAUGGAGGCAGGAACCAGCACACAAGAGAUGUUCUCACAGAUGCAAGAAAAGAGAGACAAAAGUAACAAGAGCAUUGAUGAAAAUGGGGAAAAAAUUGCCAAUGGUCAUGUUAAUGGCUCCUGCAGAGAUGCAGAGUCCAACAGGAACAGUGCAGAUGAGGCAGAAUCUGGAGUCUAUGCACCACUCCGGUCUGAAGACAGUGGGCUGGGCAUAAGUGCAUCUCCUUCAGAACAACAACUUCCUCCUGUGAUGGGAGGAGAGACUGGGGAAACUAAAAGUCCCAAAGACAAUGAAAGAGUGUGGCGUAAAGGGGGCAGUGUGCACAGUUUGGUUCAUUGCCUUCAGGACAUUCUUGCUUUCUUAAACACCAGAUACCUGCUUGUGCAGGUGGAAGAAAUUCACGUUCAAGAGGAAGAGCCACAGCCUCCCCCAUCCUCUACACCGGUGGACGAGAAAAACCGUCAUGCUGGAAGAGAAAUUAAAGACAAGCUCACUGAUUUCUUUGUUCCCAAUAUUCUGAAACCCCGCCACUCACUGGAUGGUGCAGUCUCAGCAGAGCCUCAGACAGUAGUCUGUGAGGAGCAGCUGAAAAAGAAGAAGGGGCGUUUUUUAAAUUCUGGAUGUCUGCAGUGGGGAGACGGGUAUAUGCCCAGAGGAAAAGGAGAUAUUUCUGAGGACUGUAGACAGGCCUUUACAGCUUCGUGUCAUCUUUUACUGGAAUGCAUUACCUUCCCAAUCUACCUAAGUGAACAGGAAACGCUUGAUCUCUACACAGAAAUGUUUGGUCACUCAAGUUGUAAUGUAGAAGAUCUGCCAGUGUGGCUGCGAUCCUUAAUGAUACUCUGCUGCCUGUCAAGGGACUACUACAUCCAGCACACCGCUGUGGCUACACUGUUGGAGCUCAUUAACCACUCUCAGUCUUUAGCACUGGUAAUCCAAGACAAACAUCGGCGAUACCAAACCUCUGACUCCAAUCCACUGAGUGGGAGGCUACAGAUGGUCACAGAACCACCCAUUUUCCCUGCUGUGCUCAAAGACAUAGAGAUACAAACGGAUUUCUAUCAGCGGAUGUCCCAAGUGCUAUGGUCACAGCUGGACACAGAACGCAAAGAACAGCACAUUUCCUGUGUGGAGCUGUUCUUCAGGCUGCACUGUUUGGCUCCAUCUUCGUCAAUAUGUGAGAACAUCAUCUGUGAGGCUUUGACACACAGAGACAAGACUGUCAGACUAGAGGCCUUACACCGCUUCACAGUCCUAUGGCAUCUCACCAGAGAGAUCCAGAACAACAGAUCUUUGUCCCUCAAUCGCUCGUUUGAUAGAUCUCUCUGUGUUGUUGUGGACAGUUUAAACUGUACAGAUGGCUCAAUAGCUGCUGCAGCUCACUGUUGGCUGGGCAGAGCUCUGUCUCUGAAUGAUGUCAUCAGGAUCUUAGAACCAAUUCUCUUUUUGCUCCUUCAUCCAUCCACUCAGCGAUGCUGCAUUCACAAUGUUAAACAAAAUCUUACUGCUGGGUACCUAAAGAUCCUAAACAGCAGAAGCCGAAGCUCAACUAAAACAUCAACAGAUACAAUGGCAACUGAAGUCACAAUCUUUAACGUAAAUAAUAUCCUUGAUCGAGAAUCUCUGUGGACUGAGUUAGACAGUGGUCCUGAGGUGGUCAAAGAAUCAGAAGUCUUACCAUUGUCUCAAAGUGAGAGUGAAGAAACUGAAGAGGAUGAGGAGGGCCAUGAAGAGGAAGAUGUGAGUGAACACACUGAGUCUGCAGACACCAGUGGGGCACAAGUGUCCACAGAAAACUCUAGCUCUGGCUCUGCAGCCUAUCGCAGCAGUGAGGAGGGAGCCAUGGUCAAUGGGCUGCACAGGGUGGAAUCUGAGCGAACACAAGCCUCUGAUUCACUGUCGAGUGAAGAUGAAGACCAGGAACUGGAAGCUAUGGCCAGGUCUCGUCUUCUAAAGCAGGAGCGUGACAAGAGAGAGGCCAUCGACUCCCUGUUCCGCCAUGUGCUGCUGUAUCCUGUGGCAGGGGGCUGGCCCUACCUACUCCAGGGCCUUACUUUGUUGCACAGUUUGCUCAAAAGCAAUGCCCACGCUGCCGUGGUGGAUGCCCUCUCUACCUCCUCUCUGGACACAAGCUCAGCAGCACAUUUAAACCUGAUUUCAAACCUUUUACAACGUCACCAACUGUCCCAGGAUGGCAAAUCUUUCUAUGGCUCUCUGAUGUCCUCUUGCUCCUCUCCCUCCACCCCUCCUGCCCUCCUCAUUGAACUUCUAGUCUCAUUGUGCUUGUGUUUUCUACGCUCCCAUUACCCGUCCUACCUCAGCCUGGGACCUCAGGACCUGCAGGGGAACAGGGAAGUGCAGGUGAGAAGUGUGGAGGUCCUGACACAGAUCAUGAACCAGCUCCACUGCAUGGCUCGUGCAAACAAUGGACCCAACCUGGAGCUAAUCCGAAAAGUACUUACUGAUUGUAAAGUGCAGCAAUAUGCCCUACUUUCUCUGUCCGCAUCUAUGUAUGUCAGUCAGAGAGGGAGUGAAAAGGGAGCAAACAAGACUGUAGAGUUGCUAGGAGACGAAGGGGGCCUGGCUGAAGAAAGUUUAGUUUACCUUGGUUCAGGAGGAAGUCAGGAGCAGUUCCCUUUACAAAUGGCAUUACUAAAACUGCUCCAGUCACUCAUUGUUCUUGAAUAUCACACAUGUCCAAGUGGUGGAGCAGCUAACCAGCCUGGGGACCACCGGGAGACUCCAACUCCUAGCACACCUUUAACACGGGAGUGGCAAACUGCUGUCCUCUUCCAGCAGUCCAUUAAAGCAGUUCAGUAUGUUCCGAAUCAGCCAAUCACUGCCCAGGGAAUGUUUGUCUCCGCUGCGGCCAGAGCUUUACAGCCACAGUACGGUUACGCCAUGCAUCCUCACUGGGUGGCGCUGUGCUCCUCUUUGCCCUAUUUGGGACGCUCGCUUGGCAUCAUCGUGACUCCUUUUGUCAACCAGAUCUGUAAGAAUUUGGAUGAGCUUGUCAAGAUGUAUGAACACGAUGGAGCAAAGAUCAGCCAAAGUUUGUGCUAUAGAAAAGAAAACAUUGCUCCUGAUUAUGCCUUGACACUUCUCGAGGGCCUGACCACUAUCACACACUUCUGUCUUCUUGAUACAAAAAGAUCCCAAGUAACAUAUGACCCUAUGGAUCUCCGAAAUGCCCGUAAUGCUGUGAUUGAGGCACUGCCACACAUGCUGAGCAGUGCGGCUCUGUUGUGGGGGGUGGUCAUGAAGGAGGAGAAUCAGAGGCGCUUACUGGAUUCAACUCCAACUAGACACAAUUCAGCCUCUGUGUACUUCAAAAGCUCCAAGAUUCUACGGCAGAGGAUACUGGAGUUCUUGCUUCCGUUAACAGGACAAUAUGGCACUCAGCUCAUGGCUUCUGUGGCAGCAGUGUGGAGCAGUAGAAAGAGCAAAAGGAGGCCCAAAAACAAAGUGCUCCCUGUGGCUAGUGAACCCCGUCUAACAAUUGUGAAUCUGGUGAAAUCCCUGCAAACGCUAAACGCAGAAACCAUCUUACAUCUGGCCAAAGAGGUGGUUAAAAAACCCCACCAGAUCAAAGGAGACCAAAAGUCACUCUUAGUUGAUAUUCCAAUGUUACAGUUCAGCUUUGCUUUUGUUCAGAGUAUUUCAUCUCAGGUUCUUCAGGACAAUGUUGUUCCUCUCCUGACUCUGUUAAGAGAGUCUGUACAAUUGAAUCUGACUCCACCAGGACAUUUCUUACUGCUCGGAAUCCUUAAUGAAAUCGUCAACAGACUUCCCAACCUGGACAACAAGAGGGAUGCCAGAGAUCUACAAAAAGUAAUUCUUAUGCAGGACGUGACACAGAGGAUCCUUGAAGCUGUGGGGGCAAUAGCUGGAUCGUCUUUAGAGCAAACUAGUUGGCUUAGUCGAAGUCUUGGAGUCAAAGUUCAGCCACAAGUGUGCCAAGAAGCAGAUGAACAUGAUGAUGCAGAUUUGGAUGGGGAACAUGAAUCAGUAGCACAAGCUAGCACAAUGGUUUCCUCAUCGGCUCCCUCUGUCUACAGUGUUCAGGCUCUUGUACUGCUAGCAGAGAUUUUAGCACCACUUCUUGAUAUGGUAUAUCGCAGUGAUGAGAAAGAAAAGGCUGUUCCUCUCAUCUCCCGCCUCCUUUAUUAUGUUUUUCCUUACCUGAAAAACCACAGUAUCUACAAUAUUCCAAGUUUUGAGGCUGGUGCUCAGCUCCUGAGCAGUCUGAGUGGUUAUGCCUACACCAAACGGGCCUGGAAGAAAGAAGUGUUUGAGCUCUUCAUGGAUCCUCUGUUUUUCACAAUGGAGACUUCUUGUGCACCCAGUUGGAAAUCCAUUAUUGAUCAUCUGUUGACUCAUGAGAAGACAAUGUUCAAAGACCUUAUGAGUAUGCAAAGCAGCUCUAUGAAACUAUUUGCCAGUGCAGACCAGAAACCUAUGCUCUUAAAACGCCAGGCCUUUGCAAUGUUCAGUGGAGAAAUCGAUCAGUAUCAUCUCUAUCUGCCUCUGAUACAAGAGCGUCUCACUGAAGCUUUGCGCAUGAACCCGAGUGCGGCAGUUUCAGCUCAGAUGUUUCUCAUGUUUCGAGUCCUGCUUCUGCGCAUCUCAGCACAGCACCUCACAUCACUUUGGCCAAUCAUGGUCACAGAACUGACCCGAAUAUUUGUGCGGUUGGAGAAAACUCUGCAUAUAGAGAAAGAGAACUCCAAACAGCCAAAAACUGGACGUGGAGACAAAAAUGGACCAGUGAACUUCUCGCCGAUGGAGUUAGACAUGUAUCUGUCGGCCUGCAAGUUUCUGGACACUUCUUUGGCUUUUCCAACUGAAAAGAUUCCAUUGUUUCAGAUGUAUCGCUGGGCGUUUGUGCCUGAGGUAGAUGUGAACCGUUACAGCGGACCAGAAAAUGCACUGAUCGAGGGAGAGCAGGAGAGCACACCCCAUGUCGUUAAAAUACUGGAGGGAAUUCAGCAGCGCUAUGGGGCUCUAAAUGGACUGAGUGAGGAGUCAGCCACAGAGAAUUUGGAGUUUCCGCUCCUCACCCAGCGCUCCUUAAUGUCGAUUACUCAGCUGGUGCCUUUUCUUAGCACUCUCUGCUCCUCAUUCCAGGGGCCUCCUCCUUACAGUGAGCCAAUGUCCCAUUUCCCUGUGGUAGAGUAUCCAGCGUCCAGUUCAGAAACGGUGCUAAAGAGGCUUGAAAACACCAUCGAGGAAGAGUUCUUGGAUUGUAUGGAGAGUAAAAACUAGAGCUUUCAGUGUUUAGGCAUUGAAAUUUUACUAAAACAUUCACAUGUGGUAAAUAAUGGGAACUACACAAUGUAGAAUUGUUAUGUUGUGUAAUGUAUUAUAUCUGUCUAAAAACAUCUCCAUACCAAAAGCUUAUGCCAUUGAAAAAAGCUUUUAAACUAUCAAUCUGUUUUACCUUCUGUUUAACUUUAGACCUGACUAUUAUGCAUAGUAUUUUACCAUUUUAAAAAAAACCAAUUAAUACAUUUAAAACUCUGCACUGGUUUCCAGUUGUAUGACAUUUUCAGGCAAAUCUUUUUCAUUGGUAUUGUGUACAGCAUUUUUGGGAAUUUCUGACUCUUGAGUGUAUUUUAAUUUACUGAAUGUAAUACACAAACACUGGACAAAUGACAUUCACUUCACUUUGGGGAUGUUAAGGGAAAAAACAUGUUUCUGUGCAAUUAUGACAUUUUCUCAUUUAUUCACUGCUAAAUGUUAAUUUAUUUUUGAUGCUUCAUCCUUUAAGGACUGUAUUAAUUUUGCAUAAAUGAAUAAAGUUAUACAAUUAACAAAACUA